CCUUUUAUAACUGAACUACCAUCACUCACCACUCUUCCACCGCUUUCUCUUCUCUUCCAUCUCCUUCCUCACAAGCUCCUUCCAUGGAUCCCAAUUCAGCCCCUGAUGAUGAUCAAAUCCUCCGCAACUUCCAUCCCUGGUUCCGUCUCUACAAAGACGGCCGCGUCCAACGCCUCAUGGGCCAAGAUAAAGUGCCCGCCGGCAUUGACCCUGUCACCGGCGUUCAAUCCAAAGACAUCACCAUCAACCCAGAAACCGACUUAUCCGCUCGCAUGUUCCUCCCCAAGGCUGCCGGCACUGCAGAAAAGCUUCCCUUGCUAAUUUACAUCCACGGCGGCGCGUUCUGCAUCUGCUCGGCGUUUCAUCCCUUUUACCACAGCCACCUGAACACCAUAGCCGCCGAAGCAAACGCCGUUGUUCUGUCCGUCAACUACAGGUUAGCCCCGGAGCACCCUCUCCCCAUCGCCUACGAUGACACGUGGGAGGCGAUCAAAUGGGCCGCGGCACACUCGAACGGUGUUGGGUCGGAGCCCUGGCUCAAUGACCACGCGGAUUUCAGGUGCUUGUAUUUCGCCGGCGAUAGCGCAGGCGCGAACAUCGCGCACAGCAUGGCGAUGCAGGUCGGCAUCGACGGUCUUAAUGGAUUGAACCUCGCCGGAAUCGUUCUGAUCCACCCGUAUUUCGGGAACGAUAGACGCGACGAGCUGAUCGCGUUCUUGUAUCCGACGAUGGCGGGGCUGGAUGACCCGAAGAUAAAUCCGGCGAAGGAUCCGAAUCUGCGACGGCUGGGUUGCCGGAGAGUGCUGGUUAUGGUGGCGGCGAACGAUUUUCUGGUGGACCGUGGGAGGACGUAUUACGAGGCAUUGAAGAACAGUGAGUGGGAAGGAGAGGUGGAUAUGGUGGAAGCAGAAGGAGAAACCCACGUGUUCCAUUUGUACGAUCCGGCGAAGGAGAAGGCUCGGAGCCUCGUGAAGCAGUUUGGUUCCUUCAUCAUCCAGAAGUAGACGACGUCGUAUUCUUGUGUUUCUAAACUUUAUAUUUUAUAUUUUCCGUGGGGCCAUCUUUUAUUGAGUUUUAUCUGUUUUAUUUUUUUUUUUAUGUGGAAGGUUGCGAAAAAUGAUUGAAACUAUAUGAAAUAAAAAUGCAAAUUAAGUGCUUGAUGAA
Molecule: messenger RNA, 1164 nt
Organism: Prosopis cineraria
Lineage: Eukaryota; Viridiplantae; Streptophyta; Magnoliopsida; Fabales; Fabaceae
Product: probable carboxylesterase 13
Exons: 1
Coding region: 84-1004 (306 amino acids)
Molecular function (GO): hydrolase activity
Source: RefSeq, a predicted model, not a curated record